This is a messenger RNA of Geodia barretti, 379 nucleotides long. The record is from the annotation of a GenBank genome assembly. NCBI's taxonomy places the organism in Eukaryota, Metazoa, Porifera, Demospongiae, Tetractinellida, Geodiidae.
AGUUUUCAACCCUCCAUCCAUUAUGGGGGAAACAGCGGUGACUGAAGGAAGUGCACUACAUCUAUCGUGUGAUGGGUCAAACUCAGACCCUCAACCAACUUUACAAUGGAUCUCUCCUGAUGGGAAGAUGGUCAGUGAGAGUGGGGAACUUGAUAUAGUGACUACCACCAGAUAUAUGACUGGGAUAUACACCUGUGUAGCUACUCUCCCUCGCUCCACCGCUACUAUGAACACCACUGUCGAUAUCACCAUACUUUCAAUUGACUGUCCAACACUUAAUUCUACGGAUACCAUGAUAGUCAACAUGAGCUCCACUGCAGUGGGCAGUACUGCUACCUAUCAGUGUAGAGAUGGUCCCACUGAUGUGUACACUACUCAG